CUCCCAGUUCAGUUUCUCUAGGAAAUGUCACUGUAGGUCUUUUUUCCCCCUUCUUCUGAUUCCCACAGGGUGAAAAAGGUGACCUGGGGAUGACGGGCUUGCCAGGGUCAAGAGGACCAAUGGGCUCCAAGGGCUACCCUGGAUCCAGAGGGGAAAAGGGAUCCAGAGGUGAAAGGGGUGACCUGGGUCCCAAAGGAGAAAAGGGUUUCCCAGGACUUCCUGGAAUGUUGGGGCAGAAAGGUGAAAUGGGACCAAAGGGCGAGCCCGGGAUAGCAGGGCACCGGGGGCCCACAGGAAGACCAGGAAAACGAGGCAAGCAGGGGCAGAAGGGAGAUAGUGGAGUUAUGGGCCCACCAGGCAAACCUGGGCCUUCUGGUCAACCUGGCCGUCCGGGCGCCCCAGGCCCCCCGGGUCCCCCGUCUGCAGUCUGUUGCUUCCUAGGACACCUUGUAAUGGGACCCAAAGGGGAAAGAGGAUUUCCCGGGCCUCCAGGAAGAUGUCUUUGUGGCCCUCCCAUGAAUGUGAAUAACCCUUCCUAUGGGGAGUCUGCAUAUGGGCCCAGUUCCCCACGAGUUCCUGUGAUAUUUGUGGUCAACAACCAGGAGGAGCUUGAGAGAUUGAACACCCAAAAUGCCAUUGCCUUCCGCAGAGACCAGAGGUCUCUGUACUUCAAGGACAGCCUUGGCUGGCUCCCCAUCCAGCUGACGCCUUUCUACCCUGUGGACUACCCCGUAGACCACCGUGGCUCCUGCGGGGACGGGGUCCUGCAGCCGGGGGAGGAGUGUGAUGACGGGAACGGCGAUGUGGGUGACGACUGCAUCCGCUGUCGCCGGGCCUACUGUGGAGACGGUCACCGGCACAGGGGCGUGGAGGACUGUGACGGCUCUGACUUCGGCCACCUGACCUGCGAGACCUAUCUCCCCGGGUCAUACGGAGACCUGCGGUGCACCCCGUACUGCUACAUCGAUUCCACGCCCUGUCGCUACUUCACCUGAGGGCCGCCGGGAGGAGGCGGCCGCACCCACGGAACUGGCAGCAGCUUCUCCACCCUCGGCAGACUGACCUCGCCCCGUCCUGGUCCGGUUUCCCCCACCUUCAUGCAACAGAAACAAGGACAAACUCUUGCUGCUAAGAUGUGCUUUUAAUGCAGUCCGACUGGAAGAACCUAGGACCACUGCAUCCUGUCUUAACCCCGAGUACCGGGCCUCCUCCACACACCCAUGGCGACCCUCCGGCCAGACCGCCGGCCUGCGGGGCCCUCCCUUCCGAAUAUCGUGGACUUGGCUUUGCACUGUUAGGCACACAGACUGUUGGAGAUUGCUCCCGUCCGCUGGGGGCAUCUGGGGCGCAGGCCUCUCGUCUCCUCUGACCUCUGGAAAUGUGGGCAUUCUCACCCGGCAGCUGGCCGGGGCUCCCCGGGCCUGGGAACCACAGAGCAGGGAAGUGGGCCUGUUCUUUGGGGGUGGCCCCCAGAUCUGGGCCCAACUAGGGACCCCCCCGCCCCGCAGCUGGCCACGGCCCAGCGCAGCCUCGUGUGGAUGUGGCUUCCCCAGGCAGAGCCCCAACUGUGAAUAAGUACUGAGACCGCCGCCAAACCCUGGGGUGCUGGGGUGCUUGCCGUGUAGACGAAAGCAGAGCAGUGGCCUUCUUUUCGACAUUUCCCGAAGGGGUUGCUCUCAGGGCCUCCCCAUCCCCGGCACCAUCCUGACCUCCUGGCUCUGCGCACUUGGACCUCCGUCCUGUGAAUGUCCCUCGUGUCCAUUUCUCCUUCAGGACAUUGGCUAGCAGGCCGGCCACUGGUGUUUCCUGAGUCCUUAGGAAACUGCCGCCUGGUAUCCCAUCCAGGCCCCACGAUUGAGUACAUGCUCCGGGCAGAGACGGCAUCUGUCCUGGGCGCCAGCUCCUGGCUGCCUGCUGAGUCCCGUGAGCCCUGUGACCUCCCUCCCUGUCUUCGUGGUGCAUAGUCUUGUCCUCGUGUGCGUGCGCCCGAGACCCCGUUUCUACCGGAUCGUUAGCCCUGCAUGUCUGUGAGCUGUCUUUCAUCACCAUAUUUCCUGAGUGAGGCUUAGCUUUGUUUGGGAAGGACGUCUUCUCCACGGCAGACCUCAGGUGGGAUUUGCCCAUUUGCUACCAGAUGGAGGGACGCUCCUGGGCCUGUGUACAAGGCCUGCGUCUUGGGCACUUGGCAUUGUGCUGGUGGCCAGUCGUGGGCGAAUCAGCCCCGGGGUGGGUGGACACAUGGGUCAGUCUGGCCCCCUCCGCCUCUACUGCAAGUCCCGGGCUGAUGUUCCAUGGCCCACGUCUGUCCCAUGUGAAGCCACCACCUUCAUCCUGGCAUCUCCGGAUGGGAAAUCAAGAAAUAAAGGCAGUGUUCCUCCCUCCUGUGGCUCUCUCUUCCCCGGGGGUUUGGGGCUGGUGUC
Physeter macrocephalus (sperm whale) is the source of this 2420-nucleotide messenger RNA. Its product is annotated as acetylcholinesterase collagenic tail peptide. Bases 90 to 995 code for a protein of 301 amino acids. Gene Ontology annotation, biological process: extracellular matrix organization. The transcript is spliced from 11 exons. The record is from RefSeq and is a predicted model, not a curated record. Gene Ontology annotation, molecular function: extracellular matrix structural constituent conferring tensile strength. NCBI's taxonomy places the organism in Eukaryota, Metazoa, Chordata, Mammalia, Artiodactyla, Physeteridae.